AUGUCGGUGGAUGUAAGCGGAUCGACGUACUUGGCGUGCGGGUUGAGGUCGUCGCUCGCGUGCACCUGCACGAAGCGCGGCGGCAGGCAGUCGUCGGCUACGCAGCGCGCGAUGAAAUUGGAGAGCAGCACCACCGCGUCGGGCGUGUCCAGCACCAGGUCGGGCAGCUUCUCCAGCAGACGCUCGAACGCUAGUACGGUGUGGGAUUAU
Iphiclides podalirius (scarce swallowtail) is the source of this 210-nucleotide messenger RNA. The record is from the annotation of a GenBank genome assembly. Lineage: Eukaryota; Metazoa; Arthropoda; Insecta; Lepidoptera; Papilionidae.